This is a messenger RNA of Lingula anatina, 642 nucleotides long. RefSeq lists its product as uncharacterized. The record is from RefSeq and is a predicted model, not a curated record. Lineage: Eukaryota; Metazoa; Brachiopoda; Lingulata; Lingulida; Lingulidae.
UUUUUCAAAGAACAGGAAACCUUGUUCUCUGAGCUCUGAAAAUUGACGUCGCAUAAUUACGCGCCUCAAAAACAGCACUUCCUUCAAAACUUUAAGCUCUGCACUGGCAGAGAAUUUGACUUUAUAGACAAAGUAUCACAGGACGUAACUUUCAUCUCAUCCCAACUUCACUGAGAUCUAAAAUAACUCCGACAAUAUGGGAGGGAAGUAUUUCGCUUACGUUUUGGUCGUCUGCGUAGCUGCGUUGGGAAUGGCAGUGCCUUUGCCAGAGGAAAAACUCCCCGUGGUUGAAGAGAUAAAGAAGUUCUGCGCAGAGCAUGAGAAGAAUACACCGUUUAUGUACGCUUGUAAUCGUUGUUGGUGUGGCGCCCCAAACGAACCACCGGCGUGUACUAAAAAGGGUUGCGUCAAAGUGGACUGCGGCUCCCACGAUCCAUACAAGACAUGGGAGGCUGAUGGCGAAGAAUGUAGCUGUCAGUUCUUAGCCAACAAGGCUGGGUGGGAAGUUUUUGGUCCCGUCUGCAAGAAACCAUGAGCAAAAUGAGAAAAUUACUACUCCACUUGCUGCUGCACUACGCUUGGUUUGAUCCGUUGUAACACUGCUUGCUGACUUGAUUAAAACUCUUAAAAUGUUGCAAUUCU